Messenger RNA from Spirodela intermedia, 321 nucleotides. NCBI's taxonomy places the organism in Eukaryota, Viridiplantae, Streptophyta, Magnoliopsida, Alismatales, Araceae. The record is from the annotation of a GenBank genome assembly.
AUGGCCACCACAGGGAAGCCCGCGGCCGCCGCCGCUCUCCUGGUUCUCCUUGCCGUCGCAUUAAUUGCGCCGGCAUCGGCGAGCACGCUCACCGUCUUCUCCGGGCCAGGAUGCAGCGGACGGAGCAAGGACGUUAACGGCUGCGGCUGUUUCGACCUCACCGGCUACCAGAGCGGCUUCCACUUCGUGUUCACGGAGGAGCAGGAGGCCGUCCUAUACACGGACCGCCACUGCAGGAACAGCUAUCGCACUAAGUUUCUGGAUGAGGAGACCCGUUAUUGUCGCAGGUUCCCCUUCAGGAGCGUGGAGAUGGUGUGCUAA